GAAAGACUAGUGCUGCUGUAGUCCUGGCCAAACACUACAGUGCAGCUUGCUUGUCCAUUGACUCAGUGAUCCUGGAAGCCAUCUCAGAUGGGAGCAGUUCAGCAGGGCUUCGUGCACGGGAACUCUGCAUUCGAGCAGCUCUUGAGCAGGCACAGCGAGAGAACGAGGAUGGUGGAACCGAGGGGCCACCAGCACUCACUCUGGGCAACAGGCUGAGUACGGAGGCCUUGGCCAAGCACACCUCGGAGGGCAGCCAGCACAGCUCCGAGUCCAAGACGGGGCCCCUCUCCACCGUCUCCCGGGGCUACAGAGGAAGUAUGGCCGCAGCCAAAGGCAAGCCGGAAAGCCACCUAUCUCAGAAGCAGCAGCAGCAGCAACAACAGCAUCAGCAGCAGCAGCAGCAGCAGCAGCCUGAUCAGCCUGGAUCCCAGGUGCCCUCCAGUCCUAUUCCCAGUGCCCCCAUCCAGCGACGCCUCAGUGUCAGUGCCAGCGGGGCUGGGGAUUAUGGGCUGAUGAGUUGUGUGCUUCCAGAUGAGCUUUUGGUGGAGAUUCUUUCGGAGAGGAUGCAGCUGAGUGAUUGCUAUCGUGGCAUGGUGUUCGAUGGGUUGGAAACUAUGUUUGCCCGCAACGUGAUAUCAGCACUCCUCUGCCUACUCAAAGCUAUCAACAACCGGCGAUAUAUCUAUUUUGUGAACCUCUUCCAGGAUUUUGCUGCUAUGAAAGCUAGAGAAAAAAGCAAGCAAGAGGAGGAAGAAUGGGAACAGCAGGAAGCUAUUGCAAGAGAGAAGGCUCGUCUUCAGGAAAUGGAUGAAGAGGAAUAUGAUGCUCUUACUGAAGAACAAAAAAUCCAGUUUGAUGGUGAACUGUUGCAGGCAUUACGGGAGAGAAAAAGAAGGGAGCUGGAGAAGCUGGCUCGAGAGCUGGAGGAAAAGAAACAUCAGCAAGAACUGGAGCGCCUGCGGGAGGAAGAGGAGAUGAAAAAGAAAUCCAAGCGAUAUAAGAGGGAUGGGGGAAAAGAGAAAGAAGAGGCAGCAGGAAAAAAGGCCCAGCAAGGAGGGAAGCAAAAUCCCACCAUAUCAGCUUACAAAUCAGAUGGGAGGUUGAAUGAAGGGAUAGAGCGAAAAUCUUCUGCAAAGGAGCGUCCAGAUGGGAGCGUCAAUGACAAAGAGGAGAAGAAAAAGAAGAGUAGAAUGGCCCUGCAAAAUGGCCAGCCAGGGGUGGUGCUUCUUCCAGCCCAGGAAGAGGAGGAAGCAGAAAAGGACAUGAGUGAGAGUGAGAAAAGCUUGGCACAGCGGUUCAAGCUGUACGAGGCCACCCAGAAAGAGAUUGUUCAGAUCCUGGCCUUCUGGGACAGGGUUCAGUUGGUUCAGCUGCAGCCGCCAGGCUCUGAGGAUAAGCAGGAAGAAGCUGAGGAUCAGCGCCAGGCUCCGUCCGGCCGCAAAGGCAGGAAGGAUCGGGAAAGAGAGCGCCAGGAGAGACUGGAGAAGGAGAGGGCAGAGAAGGAGCGUCUGGAAAAGGAGAAAGCAGAGAGAGAACGUCUGGAAAGGCUCAAGGCAAUAGAGGAUAGCAGAAUUGCUGGACUGGAGGGAGAAGGAGGAGAAGGCGCCGAGAAGGACAUUGGAAUCCCGUCCUUGGAAAUUCACGUGCUCAGUUCUGAGGACUCCAGUGGCAAGAGGAUCCUGGAAAGUGGCAAGUUGCCCAAUGUAAUCCAGAUCUUGAAUGGUUUGGGGCUGGGCCCUUCAGGGCCACCCAUUCCUCCCACAGCCUUUUUCUCUGUGAUCCCAUACCCGGAGAAGCGACCAGCACAAGUUGCCUCAGAAUCUCUCAAGCACUUCACCUUCAUCAUCCCAGAAGAACUGAGUGCAGAGGAGGAGAAGAAGGAUGUGGAGAGUGGUGUGGAGAUUCCAGUGAGUCUCCCUGUGGCAAAGGAGGAACUGGCCACCCCUUCUCGAGGCAAGUCCAGGAAGGAGAAACCUGAGAUCCUCCGUGAAGUCCCGAAGGACAAGAAAAGUGCCUCUCGCGGCAGAAAAGGCAUUCAUUCCAGCCCCGGCACAAUGACGACUUUAUCUGAGCUCGAUCAGGGCAGCCUAACAGGGGAACCCUCCAGUGAGAAGCUGCUCAGGCUGAGUUGCUUUCGCUGGAUUGUCCCUGCUAAUGGAGAAGUUUCAAUGCGCAUCCAUUUCUCUUCCACCAAAACGGGACUCUUUGAUCAGGUCCUACGCUUCGAAAUCCUGGGAACUCGGAGGCAGUAUCAGGUUUGCUGCAGGGGCACCUGCACCUACCCCACCAUCUGCCAAGAUCCCACGAUAGUGUUCCCCCACCGUAAGAAGAAUAUCAAGCCUGAUGAAAUUGUGUUCAAGAAGUACAUCAUGAGUUUGGGUGUGUUCCACUUUGGUCCUUUGCUUUGUGGCAAGUCAAGAGAAAAGUACAAGGCUGCGCGUUAUCCCAAUCACUUUGAAAAGAUCACCAUUCUCAACAUAUCCCCUUUGGAGGCCGAAGUGCAUUUCUUCUUCCAACAUGACUCCAGGGCAAUCACCUACCUCUUGGAUCCGCCUAUGCUCGUGCUGAAGCCGAACCAGAAGCAGGUGUUGACUGUCUGGGCGUAUCCAACAGCUUCUGGUCUGUUUGAGGACAGCAUUGUCUGUUGCAUUAAGGAGAACCCAGAGCCUGUAACCUUCCGGAUAUGUUGCCAGGGAGUUCGUCCAGAACUGGAGCUGGACCGUCGACAGCUGCAUUUUGAGAAGCUGCUGCUGCACAGAAAGGAAACAAAAUCGCUUUACCUAAGGAAUGGGACUCCAUUACCAGUAGCAUGGCGGAUCAGCGGCCUGGAGAGCAUUGGCGAUGACUUCAGCUUGUCAGAUGACAUAGGCCUCAUUGAGCCCUUUUCAGAGCACUGCCUGCUGGUGAAUUUCAAGGCUACAAAGGCCCUCAACAUUAAAAAGGCUAUCCGGCUGGAGGUUUCCGAUGCAGAAAACAUUCUGGGGAUUGUUCAGAUUGAAAAUAUACAGAUCAUUGCUGAGGCCUACGAUGUUGCCCUAGACAUCAGUUUCCCCAAAG
Python bivittatus (Burmese python) is the source of this 3057-nucleotide messenger RNA. Lineage: Eukaryota; Metazoa; Chordata; Lepidosauria; Squamata; Pythonidae. The record is from RefSeq and is a predicted model, not a curated record.